UUUUGAACAUAAAUACGAGCAGCUGCUAUCUUCCUGGAAGCACCCAGACCACCCGAAGCGGCGCUUCGCCCUUUCCCUGUCCGAGGCAGAGAGUAGUUAUGUGGCUUUAGCAAAUUAAAAAAAACGCUCCAGCUCCUUACGGCUUUACCGACUCGCAGCCACUCGGUGCUUUGGAGCGGACAUUUCGACAUGCUUUCUUAAGUUGUGGCUAACUGGCUGGUUACCUCCGGGUUAGCACAUUCAGCUCUUCCUGCCCUUUUGUAUUUUUCUACUGGAACUUCGAUUAAAAAAUAAUCAGAUUGUUGGCCGCAGGACCGGAUAUACAAAAAUGGAGCCCAAUUUCGACAGCACCAGUCCGGUUAACACCCUUUUCAAGAACAGGCCCGAUGGGAUCCCCGGGCUGUCCGCGUUCUCCUUGCCCGACUUUAGUGCAAAGAACGCGCACUGCAGGAGCCUGUUCUCCCCCGGACCCGCCGCGGUCCUUUCUCCGGUCACAAAUCUGGCUCUGGACAUGAACAACUUGGCCGGACUCGGAAGCAACCAGUGUGAAACCCCAAAGAGGAUCAAGCCUCCCCCCCUCCAGAAGGUCCCAUCCUUUGCCUCAGAUACCUCAUCUGAUGCAGGCCUCGGCUUGGACCUCCCCAGCCCCAUGGAGGAUGAAGUGGAAGAUUCGUUUGAAAAGGAUGUGGAGAAGUGCAGCCGAGUCGUCAACAAGAAAAUGCCGAUCCGCAGAAUCAACUCCCUCCCGCUGCAUCUCCUGGGCUUCAGUCCUGCCAUGAAGGGACAAGACACCGAUUCUGAUCGCUAUGGAAUAUUUGGCCAUCCCCCUCCUGAAGUCUGCAGUUCCUCUGGUCACAAUAAAGAGAACAUUCCAGAGGAGAGUUUUCCCUUCAAAAAACCAAAGCCUGUUUCCCGGAGUCGCUUACGUUCCUUCAACGACGCCUCAAGAGACGCCUUUGCCCUCCGCCCCAGCUCUGCCCCCGCCCUCAUGCUGUCUUCACCUCCUCCUUCCCAGCAGCUGCACUUCCAUGACUCCAGCCCGUUUCUUAGGCGCUCCUCCCUCACCUCGUCACUGGGCGACGAUGAAGACGACGGGUUCCUGGAAGUCCUAGAUGACGACGUGGAGACGGAUGCUGUCAUGCCAAAAGGAAUGGCGAGUUUGCUGACCGCCCCGCUGGUGGCUGACAGCCCGGGGGAGACCUCGCCUUUUAUACGAUGUCGACCACGAAACCUGUUCCGCUCGCCUUCCAUGCCUAGUCCUGUGUCUCGGCCCGCUGCAAAGCGGCCCGACUGUCCCGUGGAUGAAAACACGCCAGUGAGGGUGAAGAGACGGCGCAGCCUGGCGGGCACACAGGUCACGCUCCUGGAGCAAAACCCAGAGUCGCCGAGAGCGGGUGGUGCUUUUCUCCAAAGGUCCAAGUCCUUCUGUCAGGUAGAGAUAGAGAAACUGCUGGACAGAGUGGAAAGCCCCAACGAGCUGAUCGGAGACUUCACCAAGCCCUUCGUACUUCCCACGGUGGAGGGCAAACAUCAGGACCUGAAGUACAUCACAUCAGACAUGAUGGUGGCGGCGCUCAGCGGACACUUCAAUGAAGUGGUGGAGCAGGUCAUCGUCAUCGACUGCCGCUACCCCUACGAGUUUGAGGGGGGCCACAUAAAGGGGGCUCUGAACUUUCACCAGGAGAGCCAGGUGGAGGAGUUCCUCCUCAGGACCCCCAUCGUCCCCUCCAGCGCAGAGAAACGCGUCGUCAUCGUCUUCCACUGCGAGUUCUCCUCGGAGCGCGGCCCCCGCAUGUGCCGCUUCGUCAGGGAGCGGGACCGCGCCUUAAACGACUACCCCAAACUCCACUACCCCGAGCUCUACAUCCUCAAGGGGGGGUACAAGGACUUCUUCCCCCAUUUUCAGGCGCAGUGUGAACCCCAGGCGUACCGGCCCAUGCACCACGAGGACUUCAAGGAGGACCUGAGGAAGUUCCGGCUGAAGAGUCGGACCUGGGCCGGCGAGCGCAGCAAGAGGGACAUGUACAGCCGCCUGAAGAAGCUGUGACACCUCGUCUGUGACGUUUAACCUCACCAGCCAGAAUUCGCACCAGCAGCUUUUUUUAUUUUUAUUUUAAAUUUUUUUUUUAUAAACAAGUCCUAACGUUUCCAUUUUUAACUCCACAAUUUAGCUAUUUAUGCAGAGUUUGGGCGAAACAACUGACCUGACCUGCUGCCGCUCUGAGGAAGACGAGGGCACCGAAUGAAUACGUCCAGCUGGAACCGCUACUUUUUUUUUUUUUUUUUUUUUAAUAUAUUUUUAUUUUUGACCCGUCAGAUCCAACUUUCCCGCUCAUUCGUGCACUUAAUAAACUCCUGUGUGGCUUUUUUUAUACCCCAGACGCUCCUGUCUACUCUGCUUCACGCCCCCUCCCAGCACUGAAGAUCUGAACGACUUCAGUGGCUGCACCCGAUCAGAGACACCCCUCCCAAAAAAAGAAUCCCAAUCUGGGCUUCUGAGCCUUUUUGCUGUGAUUCUCACUCUUCUAAACAUUUCAGUCUGUCAUAUUCGCGGUGACCUUGGUAUUUUUUUAACUUUUUGGAGGAGGGGAGGGAAAUAAACAUGUAAUAUGUGGUCAUA
Messenger RNA from Oryzias melastigma (Indian medaka), 2620 nucleotides. RefSeq names its product cell division cycle 25B (gene cdc25b). The transcript has 15 exons. Gene Ontology annotation, biological process: protein dephosphorylation; G2/M transition of mitotic cell cycle; positive regulation of G2/MI transition of meiotic cell cycle. NCBI's taxonomy places the organism in Eukaryota, Metazoa, Chordata, Actinopteri, Beloniformes, Adrianichthyidae. Gene Ontology annotation, molecular function: protein tyrosine phosphatase activity. Gene Ontology annotation, cellular component: cytoplasm; nucleus. Bases 329 to 2047 code for a protein of 572 amino acids. The record is from RefSeq and is a predicted model, not a curated record.